GCGGCGGCAGGAGGAUCAGAGCGGAGCAGCAGCAGCAGCAGCAGCAGCAGCAAAGCGAGGGACUGUCUGGCUGAGCAGCAGGGUGUGGAGCGGACACCGCAGCCAGCAUCGCUUAGGGCUUGGCCGAGACUUCGAGGGGUUUUUUUUCCUGCUACAAAUUGUAUCGCGCUCCCCCCCCCCCGGGGGCUGGACCCUGAACCAAAAAAAACCCCAGCCACGUCCCCAUUCCCCCCCCCUUUCCGUGACCGGGGCCCCUCCUGCCCGGGGUAGCGGCUGGUGGAUGGGCAGCCAGCCUGCUCCCGUCCUUCCGCGUCCCAGCGUGCGGCUGGGGGCAGGAGUCGGGGCUUAGCAUCCGCCGCCCCGCACCCUCUGGGCACCUCGCCAGAUACUGAUUUUGGUUAACCAACGCAUGCAGCAGAGCUUUGUACAAGCACUCGGAACAAAAGAGAAGAGUGAAGAGACUCUGAAAACCAUCUUCCAUAUUCUGAAUGUCCAAGAGUUUCAACCUAAACUUUAAUUUGUACUUUUUUUUUUUUUGGAUACUGAUUUAUAUAUUCAGUCUUUUGCUAUUUUAAGGGGCUAGGCAGUUGAACUUACUAGCAAACCAACAUGGCUAGGAUUAGAUUGGUUUUAAUAGCUUGCCUGUUGGUGCUAGAAUUGCUAAUGAAUUCAGUAACUGAGCCUUCUAUACAGAAUAAUGAAUGUCCACAGCUUUGUGUAUGUGAAAUCAGGCCAUGGUUUACACCACAGUCGACCUACAGAGAAGCUACAACAGUUGACUGCAAUGACCUUCGUUUAACAAAAAUCCCCAGCAAUCUUUCCAGUGACACUCAAGUUCUUCUCUUACAAAGCAACAACAUUGCAAAGACCACAGAUGAACUCCAACAGCUUUUCAAUUUAACAGAGUUAGAUUUUUCACAGAAUAAUUUUACUAGUAUCAAAGAGGUGGGACUCUCAAAUCUGACUCAGCUCACUACUUUACAUUUGGAGGAAAACCAGAUAACAGAGAUGACUGACUACUGUUUGCAGGACCUUUGCAAUCUCCAGGAACUAUAUAUAAACCAUAACCAGAUUAGUAGCAUCUCUGCAAAUGCAUUCUCUGGCCUGAGGAACCUUUUAAGACUUCAUCUUAACUCUAACAAAUUAAAGGUUAUUGACAGUCGUUGGUUUGAUUCUACUCCUAACCUGGAGAUCCUUAUGAUUGGAGAAAAUCCAGUGAUUGGAAUACUAGAUAUGAACUUCAAGCCACUCUCAAAUUUAAGAAGUCUGGUUUUGGCAGGUAUGUACCUCACUGAUAUUCCUGGAAAUGCAUUAGUAGGCUUGGAUAGUCUUGAAAGUCUUUCCUUUUAUGAUAACAAAUUGGUCAAGGUUCCUCAGCUUGCUCUUGAGAAAGUUCCAAAUUUAAAAUUCCUUGAUCUCAACAAAAACCCAAUUCACAAAAUCCAAGAAGGUGACUUUAAAAAUAUGCUGCGGUUGAAAGAACUUGGGAUCAAUAAUAUGGGAGAACUAGUUUCUGUUGAUAGGUAUGCACUAGACAACCUACCUGAACUUACAAAGCUUGAAGCUACCAACAAUCCAAAGUUGUCUUACAUACAUCGUUUAGCAUUUCGUAAUGUUCCUGCUCUAGAAAGCCUGAUGCUGAACAACAAUGCUUUGAAUGCAGUCUACCAAAAGACAGUGGAAUCCCUUCCAAAUCUGCGUGAGAUCAGUAUUCACAGUAAUCCACUCAGGUGUGACUGUGUCAUUCACUGGAUCAACUCAAACAAAACCAAUAUCCGUUUUAUGGAGCCUCUAUCAAUGUUUUGUGCUAUGCCACCUGAAUACAGAGGACAACAGGUGAAAGAAGUGUUAAUACAGGAUUCAAGUGAACAAUGUCUUCCAAUGAUUUCUCAUGACACUUUUCCAAAUCAUUUGAAUUUGGACAUUGGCAUGACAGUGUUUCUAGAUUGUCGAGCCAUGGCAGAACCCGAACCAGAAAUUUAUUGGGUAACUCCACUUGGAAAUAAAAUAACAGUUGAAAGUCUCUCAGACAAGUACAAGCUGAGUAGUGAAGGUACCCUGGAAAUCUCGAAUAUUCAGAUUGAAGACUCUGGAAGAUAUACAUGUGUUGCUCAAAAUAUAGAAGGGGCUGAUACAAGAGUAGCUACUAUAAGAGUGAAUGGAACUCUUUUGGAUGGUACACAAGUGCUGAAAAUAUAUGUCAAGCAAGCUGAGUCUCAUUCGAUAUUAGUUUCUUGGAAGGUUAAUUCCAAUGUCAUGACCUCCAAUUUAAAAUGGUCCUCAGCCACUAUGAAGAUUGAUAACCCUCACAUUACAUACACCGCGAGGGUCCCAGUUGAUGUACAUGAAUAUAACCUCACUCAUUUGCAGCCAUCCACAGAUUACGAGGUCUGUCUAACUGUAUCAAAUAUCCAUCAGCAAACUCAAAAGUCUUGUGUUAAUGUUACAACAAAAAAUGCAGCUUUUGCCCUUGACAUUUCUGACCAAGAAACCAGUACCGCCCUUGCAGCUGUAAUGGGUUCAAUGUUUGCUGUGAUCAGCCUUGCCUCCAUCUCUGUUUAUAUUGCUAAAAGGUUUAAGAGAAAAAACUACCACCAUUCAUUGAAAAAGUAUAUGCAAAAGACCUCUUCAAUCCCACUGAAUGAGCUCUAUCCGCCACUUAUUAAUCUCUGGGAAGGUGACAGUGAAAAAGACAAGGAUGGUUCUGCAGAGACCAAGCCAACCCAAGUUGACACAACCAGAAGCUAUUACAUGUGGUAACUCAGAGGAUAUUCUGCUUCUGGUAGUAAGGAGCACAAAGGCUUUUUUGCUUUAUUCUGCAAAAAUGAAAAGUUGAAGACUUUUGUAAUUUUUUGACUUUGCUAGUUUGUGGCAGAGUGGUGAGGACAGGUGGAUAUUUCAGAAUUUUUUAGUAUAGCGUAUCGCAAUUGUUUGACACAAAUGGCAGCUUCACCUAGCUUCCAAUUACUUUUUUUUUUAGUUGUGCUAAACUUAAUGCUGUUCUAACUACAGUACUGAAUAAAAUUAAUGACAGGCUGGGGUUACCUUAUGAUUCACAGAUAGCACAGCCCCUUUCUUCUGAAGCCAUCAGUAGAGAGUACAGUAUCCUGCAACAGCUAACAUACAGUUUUGAAAUGGCAUUGAACCAGUUUUAUAACACUCUGGUCUAAAGACUCAAACUGAGAAAAGAAGACUAGAUCUUCAGUGAUGUUAGUUGACUGUACUGUAAUGUUGUAUCAACUGAUUUGAAUGUUUUUGACUUUAAACAAUGACUUUUUUUUUCUUUUUUGUAAUAGUUGAAAAGGCUUAGAUCAGUGUUUUUCAAACUGGUGUCACUGCUUGUGUAGGGAAAACCCCU
Messenger RNA from Mauremys reevesii (Reeves's turtle), 3358 nucleotides. It is a transcript of the gene LRRN1, whose product is annotated as leucine rich repeat neuronal 1. The record is from RefSeq and is a predicted model, not a curated record. The transcript is spliced from 2 exons. Bases 610 to 2760 code for a protein of 716 amino acids. Lineage: Eukaryota; Metazoa; Chordata; Testudines; Geoemydidae. Gene Ontology annotation, molecular function: protein binding.